CUUAGAAGAGAGAGAAGAAGACGAGGCUUUGCGUUUGUUUCAGUGGAGGAAAAAGAGCACAGAAAGUGUUUAUUUAUUUAUUUUCUCUCCAUAGAAAACUACGUUUCGUCCAUCCUAGCGCUGAUGUAACCAGAUUUAAAUGGUUUAAACUCUGACCUUUCCGAUGAUAGUUAAAAUAAACUGCGUCACAAAAGGAAGACACGUUUAAAGACAGAAGAAGAAAAAUAAGACGUUGUCGUUCUGGAAAUUUCUUCAACAGCUGAGGUCUAAUGGCCCCCUGGCGUGGAUCGUCACCAACCCUCUGUCUCCUGCUCCUUCUCACUUCCUCCUCAGCUCAUGAUGACUUCUUCACCUCCAUUGGUCAGAUGAGUGACCUGCUCUUCACAGAAAAGGAUUUGGUCACAUCUCUAAAGGAUUACAUCAGAGCGGAGGAGCAAAAACUGGAGAUAAUCAAAAAGUGGGCUGAUAGACUGGAUGUCCUCUCCUCCAGUGCUAAUCAUGACCCCGAGGGGUAUCUAGGAAAUCCUGUAAACGCCUUUAAACUGAUGAAGAGACUUAACACUGAGUGGGCGGAGCUAGAGACUCUGGUGCUGACGGACGUGUCUGAUGUCUUCAUCUCUAACCUGACUGUACACAGACAGUAUUUUCCCACUGAUGAUGAUCAGACUGGAGCAGCCAAAGCUCUGAUGAGGCUGCAGGACACUUAUCAACUGGACACACACAUCAUCUCCACUGGAGACCUGCCAGGUGUGACGUCUCACCGCAGCUCUCUGAACGUGGACGACUGCUUUGACAUUGGCAGGACUGCGUACUCGGAGGCCGACUAUUACCAUACGUCACUGUGGAUGAUGCAGGCCCUGCAGCAGUUGGACGCUGGAGAAUCCAGCACUGUUGAUGCCCUCACAGUCCUGGACUACCUGAGCUUCUCAGUCUACCAGCAGGGGGAGCUGGAGAGAGCACUGGAGUUCACCAAAAGGCUGCUGCAGCUGGAUCCGAGUCACCAGCGAGCAAACGGGAACCUGAAGUACUUUGAGUUCCAGAUUUCCAAGCAGCAGAUGAUGGAGAAGGGGGCGAAGUCUGGGAGGAACAAGGCGAAGGCAGGAUCUGGCAGUCCUGAGGACGAUUAUCUGCCCGAGAGGCAGAACUACGAGGAGCUGUGUCGAGGACAAGGCCUCAGGAUGACGCCGCGCAGACAGAGCCGCCUUUUCUGCCGUUACUAUGACAGUGGUGGUCACCCAAGGUACGUGAUUGGUCCGGUCAAACAGGAAGAUGAGUGGGAUCGACCUAGAAUCGUCCGUUACCACGACAUCGUCUCAGACAAAGAAAUGGAGAAGGUCAAAGAGCUGGCCAAGCCCCGGCUCAGACGUGCAACAGUUCACGACCCUCAGACUGGUAAACUGACCACAGCAAACUACAGAGUCUCCAAGAGUGCGUGGCUCGGAGCACAUGAACACCCCGUGGUAGAUAAGAUCAAUCAGAGGAUUGAGGACAUUACAGGUCUGGACAUGUCCACAGCUGAGGACCUCCAGGUAGCUAACUACGGCGUGGGAGGGCAGUACGAGCCUCACUUUGACUUUGGUCGGACAGAUGAACCCGACGCCUUUGAGGAGUUGGGGACAGGAAACAGAAUCGCCACCUGGCUGCUCUACAUGAGUGACGUACAGGCAGGGGGCGCCACAGUCUUCACAGAUGUGGGAGCUGCAGUCAAACCCUUGAAGGGAACGGCCGUGUUCUGGUUCAACCUGUUCUCCAGUGGAGACGGAGAUUAUCGCACCAGACACGCAGCCUGCCCUGUCCUGCUAGGGAGCAAGUGGGUGUCGAACAAAUGGAUCCACGAACGAGGACAGGAGUUCAGAAGACGCUGUGAUCUGCAGCAGGAAAACUACUGAGGGAAGUGAAAGGACAUUGCCCCCUGUAGGCCAAAAGACUUGACAAAUUAGAUUUUUUAUUUUUAAGACUAAUGAUCAGCUUUGAUCAGCUGACUGCCUGUUCAUUUAAUGAUCAACGUGUAAAUAUAAUAAUCAGUAACAUGAUUAGAACAUGUGAAUGCUUUUAUUGUGAAAAGCACCAAAACACUGGAUAAAAAUAUUCAACAUAAUCUCUGGCAAAAUAUAUAUAUAUAUUUAAAUUUUACUAAUUCUUUAAAUAAAAAUGGACACACACACAAGUGGUGGAGUAUAUUCACACAGCCACACUUUUUUUUUUAACUACUACAAUGCAAGACUCGUGUGUGUGUGUGUGUGUGUGUGUUGUGAUCGAAAUAUGGAAAACACUGACUUCAGAAAAACUUUAUUCAAAUAAAUAGUGAAUGUUUUACAGUCCA
This is a messenger RNA of Cynoglossus semilaevis (tongue sole), 2323 nucleotides long. Its product is annotated as prolyl 4-hydroxylase subunit alpha-1-like. The transcript has 15 exons. Gene Ontology annotation, biological process: peptidyl-proline hydroxylation to 4-hydroxy-L-proline. The coding region runs from base 270 to 1889 and encodes 539 amino acids. Gene Ontology annotation, cellular component: endoplasmic reticulum. Gene Ontology annotation, molecular function: L-ascorbic acid binding; procollagen-proline 4-dioxygenase activity; iron ion binding. NCBI's taxonomy places the organism in Eukaryota, Metazoa, Chordata, Actinopteri, Pleuronectiformes, Cynoglossidae. The record is from RefSeq and is a predicted model, not a curated record.